AUGGCUCCCGACCCGCACCACGUCACCUGGCGCGCGCGAUCGCCCGCGAACGCCCCGAUCGCGCGCUCCUCGCACGGCGCGUCCGUGAUCAACAACACCCUGUACGUGUUCGGCGGCGAGCACGUCGCGAGGACGCCCAUCGACUCCGUCGUCCACGCGCUCGACCUCACCGAUCCGAACGCCGCGUUCGUCGCGAUCGACGGCGGCGCGAAUGCGCCGCCGCCGCGCGUCGGGCACGCGCAGGCGUCGAUCGAGAACGUCUUCUACGUCUUCGGCGGUAGGCGCGGCGUGGAGAUGAACGAGUCGCCGCUGAACGACCUGUGGGCGUUCGACGUGGAAUCGCGCGAGUGGACCGAUCUCUCGGGCGGCGCCGGCGACGUGCCGUGCCCCCGCAGCUUCCACGUCGCGACCGCGGCGCGCGGCAAGCUGUACGUGUUCGGCGGGUGCGGCCCCGCGGACGCCGGACGCCUCGCGGACCUGCACGAGUACGACGUCGCGUCGAAGACGUGGACGAAGCUCCCCGGAUCGGACGCGAUCGAAAGCCGCGGCGGCGCCGGGUUCUCCUCCACGACGGACGGCUCGACGCUCGUCAUCGCGGGCGGGUUCGCCGGCCGCGAGAUGAAAGAUAUUCACGCGUACGACAUCGCGUCGAAGACGUGGCGCGCCCGGCCCGCGCCCGCGCCGCUGCGGCCGCGAAGCGUGUGGCCGGUGAUGGCGUUUACCUGCUACGGCGAUCACGUAAUCGGGUUCGGCGGCGAGGUGGACCCGUCCGAGCGCGGGCACGACGGCGCGGGCGGGUUCGCGAACGACGUCGUCGCGAUCGAGGUGCGCACCGGGGACGCGAAGACGCUGCCGCUCGGUCGGGGAGGAUUGGGCGCGGGCGUGGGAGGAGGAGACGGCGAGGAGGAGACGGCGGUCCCAGCCCCGCGAGGGUGGACCGCGGCGGCGGAGUGGCGCAGAGAGGGCGCGAUCGUGCUCUUCGGCGGUCUGAGCGGCUCCGACGCGGCGCCGGAGCGGCUCGGGGACGUCCAGAUCGGUUACAUCGAUCGCGGCGGGCUUCUCGCGUAG
Molecule: messenger RNA, 1068 nt
Organism: Micromonas pusilla CCMP1545
Lineage: Eukaryota; Viridiplantae; Chlorophyta; Mamiellophyceae; Mamiellales; Mamiellaceae
Exons: 2
Coding region: 1-1068 (355 amino acids)
Cellular component (GO): cytosol
Molecular function (GO): protein binding; enzyme regulator activity
Source: RefSeq, a predicted model, not a curated record